AUGGAGAGGAUGCUGGUGUUAACUGCACUGCAACAAGGUGUUUUUCUCUCAACAGACACAACACCCCAUCUCUCCAUCUUCCCGGCCCACUCUGCCUUCUCUCCUGGAGAGGACAUCGUCUUCACCUGCUCAGUCCCCUCCCAGUACAGAACUUCAGCCACAGUUCACCUCCACAGGUCUGGAGCAUCCAUCAGAUCUGAGACGAUUGGUUCAGGACAGUCCAGAAGCACCUUCACCCUGCCCAGUGUGGACUCAUCAAACCAGGGGAACUACAGCUGUCACUACCAGACUCAGAUCAAUGGCCAGACCAUCACCAGCCCCUACAGUGACUCAGUCAGCAUCAUCAUAGUGAGUCUUCCCCCGCCCAGCAUCUCCCUCACCUCCUCCCAGACCCUGCCCCUCUGGUGGACCCGGGGAUCAGAGAUCAGAGGACACAGCUUCUCCAUCACCUGCUCCGUCUCCUCCCAGUAUCCCGGAGGUUUCUUCUCUCUGCUCUCCUCAGGUUCCAGCAGAACCAACCCCCAGCCCGCCUUCAACCAGUCCGCCUCCUUCUCCUUCCCCAGCGCGGAGGACGCGCACCAGGGCAACUAUAGCUGUGUGUACAGGGUCAACGUCUCCGGGCGGAUGUUCUCCUCCAACUCCACUGAGGAGCUUUCAGUCACUGUCAGAGGUAAGGGAAGGAUGGCUUUGUUACCUGACACACCUGUGUGGAUUCCUUCUCCCUCCAAGGACCUUGGGAUGUGUGUUUUUUAGCAGUCGGUGUAAUUUAACCAGCUGCACUUCGUAUAGAACGAAUACUUUUGCGUUUGGAAAUGUGUUGUCUUCGUGGGAAGUCUAGCGAGAUGUUUGUGUGUCAUGAAUUACCGAAGCUUGGCAGGGGUCUGGUCGUGUGGAGGCUGUGUCUGGUGGAGUUUGAGAUGGUGG
Molecule: messenger RNA, 924 nt
Organism: Osmerus eperlanus (European smelt)
Lineage: Eukaryota; Metazoa; Chordata; Actinopteri; Osmeriformes; Osmeridae
Product: immunoglobulin superfamily member 1-like
Exons: 3
Coding region: 1-753 (250 amino acids)
Source: RefSeq, a predicted model, not a curated record